Messenger RNA from Durusdinium trenchii, 1347 nucleotides. NCBI's taxonomy places the organism in Eukaryota, Dinophyceae, Suessiales, Symbiodiniaceae. The record is from the annotation of a GenBank genome assembly.
ACCAGGUGAUGAUGUGGAGAAGAUCUUAGAUGCAAGACAUGGGGAGAAUGGGGUGACAUGCACCUCAGGUUUGAGGCAGGCAAGUUGUUGGGGUUGGAAAGAUCCACCGAGAUCCAAUUGGUAGGAUAAAACAGACUGAGUAAGAAGAAGCUCUGCUGUAAUAUCAUCGAUGUUCCAUUUGGGAUGGGACUGCUCCUGUGCAUUUUCCAUGUGCGGCCCCCGGCCCUUCAAAAAGGGCAUUUCUCAGCAUGUUGCUUAUAAUGUCAUUUCAUUCGCAACUCUUGAAUCAUGUGGACUACUGUGUCAACCUGGCUCGCAGCAUUUUGCCCAGCAAAAGUGAUUUGGCUCUUAAAGGAUGUCUGGCCGCCAGGAAUCACAGCUUGUCUGCCUAGGGUGGUCAUUGAGGCGGCAAUCUAAUUAUUUGGACAUCAUUGAGAAGCCAUCGGUGCCUGAGGAUGAGUGGGCGAUCAAGUGCUACACCAGCAAUGGUUACUACGGUGAACUCAACUAUGCCCUUCGAGCGGACGACAGCUUUUUGUUGCGGAAGCAUGCCCGCUUGAUCAACUGCCUGCGCCAUUGUGUGCGCUCACACAAUGAGCGCUACAGAGUCUACCGGGGAGUCCAGCUUCCAAGUUCCGAACAUGAGUUCUACCAAGUGGGCAAGCUCUUCCUAUGGCCCGGAUUUACGUCUGCAAGUCGUUCUGAGGUCACGGCCAUGGCCUUUGGGAGCUGGGGCGGUGGCCAGGGCAAUACAGUUCUCUUCAAGAUUGAGCUGGGGCUGGGCUCUGGCUGUACGUACUCACGGGACAUCUCACAUAUGUCGAACUAUCCCAGCGAGCAGGAAGUCCUGCUCUAUUGUUACUCGGGCUUCAAGGUGACCUCGCGGAAAUGGAUAGGCACCCGACUUGACAUCGGACUUGUGCCCCAUGACACGCUUCGAGCGUUGAGAGUUGAGAAGCACUCCUGGAGCCGUGGAGUUGCUUUCUUUCAGAGUCUGAAACCACUUCAAGCGUUCCGAGUCGGUCCAAGUAGGUCGAUCUAGGGCGACAUAGCCCUUGUCCGAGUAGCGCAGGGGAGACAUCGCAUCGUGCACAGUGCCGCUUUGGAUGUCUUCCCGGAGUGUACAGUUCACCCGCGACGCGAGGGGGGGUAUUUUGCGACUGCCGUGUAUAGUGAGAUGCGAGGUUCGAUACUACCAUGUAGUAGUCAUUUUUGUGGCAGUCCGGCCAUUUGAGGGACAGUGUCCAAGACCUUCCCCCAUCUGAGGGUGUCCAAAAGAUCCGGGCUAUGACAGGGGAUGAGGGCUAUGAGGGGCAUCGGAGAUCCUGAUCGCACCGAUCCAAGGAC